Messenger RNA from Mobula hypostoma (lesser devil ray), 1966 nucleotides. RefSeq names its product SHC (Src homology 2 domain containing) transforming protein 1 (gene shc1). Gene Ontology annotation, molecular function: receptor tyrosine kinase binding. The record is from RefSeq and is a predicted model, not a curated record. The transcript has 12 exons. Lineage: Eukaryota; Metazoa; Chordata; Chondrichthyes; Myliobatiformes; Myliobatidae. Gene Ontology annotation, biological process: intracellular signal transduction; cell surface receptor protein tyrosine kinase signaling pathway. Bases 97 to 1956 code for a protein of 619 amino acids. Gene Ontology annotation, cellular component: plasma membrane.
GAGUAUUGGUGGAGGGUGGGGGAAGGUGGGGGGUUAUGAAAGAGCCCCUCUGUCCAUCUAACAGUGAGUACCUGUCAGGUUGCCCAGGCAGCAGCGAUGGACCUGCUUCAGAAAAGCAAGUACAGCCACUUCCGAAAUGACUCUGUCACCUCCCUGGAUGAGGUGGCGCCGGAGAUGGUGGCCCCCUCUCCCCUCUCUUCCCCCCCUUCCUCCACCUCCUCCUCCUCCUCCUCCUCCUCUCUGGCCCCCAUGCUGCCCAUCAGCGAACUCUUCCAGCCAGAGGACAGCCCAACUACACUCUGCUCCUUCUUCCCACGGAUGGCCAAUCUCAAGCUCUCCAACCCGGCCAGCCUGCUAAACCUGAGGGCCUUCUCCGGAGGGGUGGCUGAGGAGGAGGAGGAAAAGGGAGGCGGAGGCGAGGAACCCCCCAGCAUGCCCGAAUCUAGACCUCUGCCUCUUUUCUUUCGCCCGUUGCAGGACAUGAACAAGCUCGGCUGCGGAGGGAAGAAGACGCGAGUGGAAGGGGGGCAGCUCGGCGGCGACGAGUGGACUCGCCACGGCAGCUUCGUCAACAAGCCCAGCCGCGGCUGGCUGCACCCAGACGACAGGGUGAUGGGAUCGGGGGUGUCCUACCUCGUCAGAUACAUGGGCUGCGUGGAGGUACUCCAGUCUAUGAGAGCGCUAGACUUCAACACCAGGACCCAGGUCACAAGGGAAGCUAUAGGAGUGGUCUGUGAAGCUGUGCCAGGAGCUAAAGGAGCAAUCAGGAGGAGGAAGCCCUGCAGCCGGUCCCUGUCAGCCAUCCUGGGCAAGAGCAACCUGCAGUUCGCUGGGCUGCCCAUCACCCUCACCAUCUCCACCAGCAGCCUCAACCUCAUGGCACCCGACUGCAAGCAGAUAAUUGCUAACCACCACAUGCAGUCCAUAUCCUUUGCCUCAGGAGGGGACCCAGACACUGUCGAGUAUGUCGCUUAUGUUGCCAAAGACCCUGUGAAUCAAAGAGCCUGCCACAUCCUCGAGUGCUCGGACGGUCUGGCGCAGGACGUGAUCAGCACCAUCGGACAGGCCUUCGAGCUGCGCUUCAAGCAGUACCUGAAGAACCCGCCCAAGCUCGUGACCCCGCAUGACAGGAUGGCAGGAUUUGAUGCCUCAGCGUGGGACGAGGAGGAGGAUGAGCAAGCGGACCACCAGUACUACAACGACUUCCCGGGCAAGGAGCCCCCUCUUGGUGGGCUGGUAGACGUCAGGCAGCGGGAAGGGGUGGCGGCACCCAGGAGUUCAGCCGCGUCAUCUCAACUGCCCAAUCACAUGGGAGCCACGUUGCCUGUCGGCCAGGCGUCUGGGAAUCUCUACGACAUUCGCUCCUCUGACGCUCAAAAGCACCCAUCCACGGUACAAGGUGCCGUCCCAAACAGGUUUACGCAGCCUGGGAAGAGCAGCAGCCGUUCCGACCUGUUCGACGACCCAUCGUACGUCAAUGUGCAGAGCCUGGAGAAAGGGAAGCCCCAGCCUGGGGCCGCUCACGCCAACGGCAGCACCCAGAAGGACAUCUUCGACAUGAAGCCGUUCGAGGACGCACUGAGGUCCCCCCACCAGCUGCCUCUUGCCAGCAGCCCUCCCACGCAUAUCACAGCCUCCAUGGAGGAGCAGCUGCUUAAGGAGGUCUGGUACCAAGGCAAGAUGAACCGCAAGGAGGCCGAGAAGCUGCUACGGUCCAACGGAGACUUCCUGGUGCGCGAGAGCACCACCACCCCCGGCCAGUACGUGCUGACCGGGCUGCAGAAUGGACAGCCCAAGCACCUGCUGCUCGUCGACCCAGAGGGCGUGGUGCGGACCAAGGACCACAGGUUUGAGAGUGUGAGCCACCUGAUCAGCUACCACAUGGACAACCAGCUACCUAUCCUGUCUGCUGGCAGUGAGGUGUGCCUGCAGCAGCCCGUAGAGCGCAGACUCUAGUCCCAUGGGC